This is a messenger RNA of Pseudophryne corroboree (corroboree frog), 974 nucleotides long. It is a transcript of the gene HINT2, whose product is annotated as histidine triad nucleotide binding protein 2. The transcript is spliced from 6 exons. Lineage: Eukaryota; Metazoa; Chordata; Amphibia; Anura; Myobatrachidae. The coding region runs from base 288 to 821 and encodes 177 amino acids. Gene Ontology annotation, molecular function: hydrolase activity. The record is from RefSeq and is a predicted model, not a curated record. Gene Ontology annotation, cellular component: mitochondrion; cytoplasm.
CUGGAUAGUCACAUGACACCUGCUUCUAGCUGUGUGAGUGACAGGUAUAUUCUCCAGUCACAGCCAGGGGCGGGCCAGGAAGUGCUGGAGGCAUAAUGCCUGGACUCUGUGGUCUCCAGUAAUGCCUUUUCUGAUCUGCAGUCUCUUCCUCUUCUAGUCAUGCCUGGGCUCUGUGGUCACCAGUAAUGCCUUUUUUGAUCUGCAGUCUCUUCCUCUUCUAGUCAUGCCUGGGCUCUGUGGUCACCAGUAAUAUCUUUUCUGAUCUGCAGUCUCCUCCUCUUCUAGUCAUGCCUGGGCUACCGGUGUUGCGCAUCUUGUACACUGGUAUCGCUGUGAGAUGUGUAGGGACAUUUCGCUCUUCCAUGGUUUUGGCCGAGGGAUUGAAGCAGAAAUGUGCUCAGCAGCAGCGACCAUAUUGUGCCAGUGACGGGAUACACAGUGAUGAGGUAGAGAGAGCGCGGCAGGCGGCUACACUGAGGAAAUCUCCCACCAUUUUCUCCAAGAUCAUCGACAGGUCUCUGCCAGCAGAUAUCAUCUAUGAGGAUGACAAGUGUUUAGCUUUCCGUGACGUCGCGCCGCAGGCUCCUGUCCAUUUUCUUGUCAUUCCCAAGACUCCAAUCACCAGAAUAAGUCAAGUCACAGCUGGAGAUACUGAGCUGCUGGGGCACCUCUUGGUCACUGCCAGCCGACUGGCGCAGGAGGAGGGUCUAUCCGACGGGUACAGAAUUGUGAUCAAUGACGGCCAGCAGGGGGCACAGUCCGUCUAUCACCUCCAUUUGCACGUGAUUGGUGGCCGGCAGAUGAAGUGGCCUCCGGGAUAGAUUCUGUGAGAGGUUCCUGGAGUCUCACAGCGGCCUCCAAAUCCCAGAGACCAUUAAUGUGAUCAUAAUAAACCUUCUGUAAUACGUCGCUGUAUAGAGGAGACAUCGUCACCUCCAACCAGUCACUGAAUAAAGACACGACCAUAAUAUCCA